AUACGGGCGCUGCCCACUGGCUCGUCGUCCUCAAUCACCACAAUCGAGACUGCCCUGUCAGCAUUGCGCCUUUCUUCGCCAGCCGUCACCAACACCAGCAUCGCCGUACGAUAUGCCUCGCACAAAGCCCAGGGAGCUGCCAACUCUGCAAAGGACGGUGCAGGAAAGAGAUUGGGGGCUAAGAAGAGUGGAGAACAAUACGUGAUCCCCGGCAACAUCAUCUUCCGCCAACGCGGCACGAAAUGGUUCCCAGGCGACAACUGCGCCAUGGGUCGCGACCACACAAUCUACGCCACCCAACCGGGCUACGUGAAAUACUACAAAGACCCCUUGAAGCACCCGAAACGCCAAUACAUCGGUGUCGUGUUCGAGCGCGCUCAAGUGCUUCCUCAACCACCUCAUGCGGUCCGCCGUAGACGUCUAGGCAUGCUAGCCCACCUCAUGCCCGAGACCGAAGUCGCCGCCGUACAGGGCGAUCUCAUCACAGGCGCCGAAACAGGGUUGCCAGGAAACGCAGAAAUGGGUGAAGGUAAACCAUCGACUAUCCGCCAACGCCCUGCAGAGCAGAGAGGAAAAUUGGUCGUCAAGGAUAGAAAAACAGGAGAGGUUGUCAGAGCGACACCGACAUUGCGACCGGGAUACCAGUACAGAGCGGCGAAUUGGGAGAUUGGAAGAGCUGCCGAGAGAGCUGGUGUGCAGGUUCAAGCGUUCAAGCCCGGAAACAGAUUUUUGGCUUGGAGAAAGAGUGCUGUGAGGAAGGCUAAGAAUGCCGAGAGGAGGGGAUUG
Molecule: messenger RNA, 786 nt
Organism: Aureobasidium pullulans EXF-150
Lineage: Eukaryota; Fungi; Ascomycota; Dothideomycetes; Dothideales; Saccotheciaceae
Product: ribosomal protein L27
Exons: 2
Biological process (GO): translation
Cellular component (GO): ribosome; mitochondrial large ribosomal subunit
Molecular function (GO): structural constituent of ribosome
Source: RefSeq, a predicted model, not a curated record